AUGGCUGUCAGCACUCUGCCUCAAGUUGCUGCCCAAUCCAACUCUGAUGAACAAAGCCUUAUUGUAAUCAAGAAUUCAAUAACCUUCGAUCCCCAGAAUGUUUUUGACACUUGGAUCCCUAGCAUUCACUUCUGCAACUGGACAGGAGUUACUUGUGAUGCAGAAGCCCAUAGAGUAGAGUCCCUUAAUCUUGACAGCUUCGAAUUACAGGGGACCGUUUCCCCUUCAAUAGGAAAUCUUUCCUUUAUAAAAGUUCUCUAUCUCUAUAACAACAGCCUCAAUGGGGAGAUUCCACAUGAACUAGGGAGACUGCAGCGCCUGCAACAACUCUAUCUAUCAUUCAAUAAACUUCACGGCCCAAUUGCAUUGAAUCUCACUUCUUGCAAGGAUUUAGAAGAAUUGUCUCUAGCGUAUAAUCAAUUGACAGGAAGCAUUCCACCACAGAUACAUCGCCUCAAAAAGCUCCAAGUUCUUAUGUUGGGAUCCAACAACCUCACAGGUACCAUUUCUUCAUCUUUAGCAAAUCUUUCUUCACUAAAUAAAGCGCUUCUUGAAGAUAACAAUCUACAGGGCCUAAUUCCACCUGAACUACGACUGCUAAAUGGAUUGAAGUCGCUCUAUUUGUUUGACAAUCAUUUAACAGGCCCUGUCCCAUCUUCUCUGUCAAACAUAUCUUCCCUCGUUGAGUUAGAUCUUGGCAGAAAUAACUUGAAUGGCGAAAUCCCAUCUGAGUUGGGCAAUUUAGCUCUGUUGCAAACACUUUAUAUGUCGAGCAAUAAUUUCAAAGGCCCUAUACCAAGAUCGCUUGCGAAUUGUUCCCAAAUGCUUAAGCUUGAUUUAGAGUUUAAUAACCUGACAGGGGUUGUGCCAUUGGAAUUCAGCAAGUUGUCCCGCCUUAAAUUUCUGGGAAUUAUACCCUCACAAAUUGGUAACCUAACCAAUUUGAUUCAGAUUGAUUUUUCUUCUAAUCUGUAUACGGGCCAGAUCCCGUCCUCGUUGAGCAAUCUUAGGAAAUUGCAGAGAUUACGGAUAGAUAACAAGAAGCUAGAAGGAAACAUACCUAGUAUAAUUGGUGAAAUAACAGAGCUUGGGGAACUAUCAGCCAGCCAUAACAAGCUUUCUGAAGGAAUCCCUGACACCAUCGCUCGACUUCAACAACUCAGACGCCUUAUGCUUCAUCACAACGACCUGUCAGGGACCAUACCGGCUAGUUUGGGUAAAUGCUAUAAAUUGGAGCUUGUGGACCUUUCCAACAAUCAAUUCACUGGACAAAUACCCCGUGAAGUGGCCUCACUUUCCAAUUUACAGUUUUAUUUCAACUUGUCUGGGAAUUCAUUAGAAGGACAAUUGCCUCUGGAGAUUGGAAAUAUGAUAAGUGUCCAAGCUAUAGAUGCCUCUUCCAAUAGGUUGAGUGGCCAAAUUCCAGCCACACUGGGAAGCUGUUCAAACCUCCAGCAUCUUAAUCUUUCCUCAAUUAAACUACAAGGCCGAAUUCCAAACUCUCUUGGUAACAUAAAAAACCUAGUUGAUAUGGAUCUUUCCUAUAACAACCUGUCAGGUCCAAUACCUGCUUCUUUGAGAAAUCUGACCGUGUUUGAGUACAUGAACGUGUCUUUCAAUAACUUGAGUGGAGAAAUCCCUAAAGAAGGUGUCUUCAGAAACUUGACAGCUGCAUCAUUUAUGGGGAAUUCGUUUCUUUGCGGAGAGUGGAUUCGUCUUCCCUCCUGUUCAAUUAUGCUUCCUUCAGGUAAAAAAAACAGAAGUAAAGUUCGAACAAUUGCAAUAGCAGCGGGAGCAAUCGUAUUGUGCUUUUUGCUUAUUGGGGGAUUAGUUUACAGGAGAUGUGUUGCUUAUUGGGGGAUUAGUUUACAGGAGAUGUCACUUGCAUAUUCAGGGGAAGACUCAAGGGAAAAUUUAUUAGGGACUGGUGGCUUUAGCUCUGUAUAUAGAGGUACUUUAAAUGCUGGCACAGCUGCUGCUUUCAAGAUCCUGAACUUGCAAAAUGAAAAGGCCUGGAAGAGUUUUAUUGCAGAGAGCAAAGUUCUUGGAAACUGUAUCCACAGAAAUCUAGUUAAUGUUAUAACCUUUUGUUCAGAACCUGAGAUAAAGGUAUUAGUUCUCCAAUUCAUGCCUAGAGGAAAUUUGGAUAAUCUGUUGGUUUCAGAUGGUGGUUCAUUGGACCUAGGGAAAAUACUGAACCUAGCAUUGGAUGUGGUCCAUGAAUUGGAAUAUCUGCAUCAUGAUUGUUCAGUGCAAGUUGUACACACUGAUAUAAAGCCUAGCAAUAUUCUCCUGGAUGAGGAUAUGACAGCCCAUGUAGCCGAUUUUGGGAUUGUUCAAUUGAUUUGUGAGCCCGACUCCUUAGAGUCAAUAACUUCAGCUCUCUCUCUCAAAGGAUCCAUUGGCUACAUUCCACCAGUUACUGAUAAAAUAGCACAAUAA
Cryptomeria japonica (Japanese cedar) is the source of this 2442-nucleotide messenger RNA. RefSeq names its product LRR receptor-like serine/threonine-protein kinase FLS2. Bases 1 to 2442 code for a protein of 813 amino acids. Gene Ontology annotation, molecular function: protein kinase activity; ATP binding; protein binding. NCBI's taxonomy places the organism in Eukaryota, Viridiplantae, Streptophyta, Pinopsida, Cupressales, Cupressaceae. Gene Ontology annotation, biological process: protein phosphorylation. The record is from RefSeq and is a predicted model, not a curated record. The transcript is spliced from 4 exons.